Molecule: messenger RNA, 4536 nt
Organism: Maylandia zebra (zebra mbuna)
Lineage: Eukaryota; Metazoa; Chordata; Actinopteri; Cichliformes; Cichlidae
Gene: plcd3a
Product: phospholipase C, delta 3a
Biological process (GO): lipid metabolic process; intracellular signal transduction
Cellular component (GO): plasma membrane
Molecular function (GO): calcium ion binding; phosphatidylinositol-4,5-bisphosphate phospholipase C activity
Source: RefSeq, a predicted model, not a curated record
UCUGAAAAGAUGAUUCAUUUCACCUACUUUCAUUGAUAAUUGCUCACGUCUUAGUUACAGAUUGUUUGGUUUAAUUUGUAGUCUCGUUAAUUCGUGUCAUUCAUUUACUUCCCCCAGUUUACAAAAAAUACAUUAACAAAACAGGCAUAACAGGUUUGCUUUUUUAAAAUGAUGAUGUUCUUAGAAAGUGAGUAAUGACCGAGCUUACAGAUAAUGGCAUCAAACAGAAGCGAAGUUCUGAGUAUUUGUGGGUGUAGUUACAACAGUCAUGUGUUUAUGAAGAGCAGAGUUGCUCACUGGACUACUGCUCUGAUUCAGGCUCCUCGCCAUUCCCAUCUCAGCCUACUCCCCUCACAGUUCAGUCCCGAUAUGUCACUGCCCCUUCCCAAACUCGCCCCAAAAUAGACACUUGCUGAGCAGCCAUAGCGCACCUGUCAGAAUCUCUGAGAAGACGCUGGAUUUCUGGAAGGCUGAACCAGUGUUAACGACGUAUAUAUGCAGGCAUACAAAAUUAGCUCACAGACAGAAAUGUUGGAUGAAAUCUUUGCUUUUUAUUUUAUUUCUUUUUUUUUCUUUUCAGUUUUAUAUGUAUAAAGGGGACGUAUUGUGUUUUUUUUACCCAACCCCAUAUUUUUAAUUCCUGGACUUUAGUAGAGUAGUUUUGCAUGACUCACUUGUAAAUAUUUAUCUUGAGGUGUUGCACUGGCACAAUAUGAUCCAGUAAUAAGCUGUACUAUAUCAGGGAUUUCCACUCUCAUUGAUGUACAGUGGCACAUAGCCAAGAGUAGAAACCGGUCUGAAACUGAGCAUUCAGAGCAGCAUGAAGCCUGAAACUUUGGCAGUGUUUCACAUGAGCAUCCAACAUUGUAACAGCAUAAGCAUGAGGAAUGCACUCAUGACUACCUAAUUAGGCACAUCUGUUCAACUGCCUAUUAAGACAAAUAGGUAAUCAGCCAAUCACCUGGCAGGAACACUGUGCAUUUAGGCAUGUAGACAUGAUUAGAACAACCUGCUGACGGUCAAACGGAGCACUGGAAUGAGGAAGAAAGGGCUUCAUGAAAAUGAGGACAUACGCGUGAUGAUGGCAGGUUCCAGCAUGCUGAAAGUUCGGUCUACAAGUUGGCAAAGGAACCGAAGCAUGCGGCUGCUGGAGGACGGACUCACCGUGUGGUGCGAGUCCAAGAGCUCCCGCAAAGGCAAAGCCCAGCAGACAUUUGCAGUGACGGAGGUGGAGUGUGUGUGUGAAGGCUACCAGUCGGAGGCACUGAGGCGGCUGUCUGGAACCCUACCAGAGAACCAGUGCUUCACAGUGGUCUUCAAAGGAGCCAGGAAGAGCCUGGACCUGAAGUGCCCCACUGCAGAGGAAGCUCAGCACUGGGUGCGAGGUCUCCGCAUGUUAAAGGAGCGAGUGGCCAGAAUGAGUCAGAAGGAAAAACUGGACCAUUGGAUUCGGGGGUACCUCAAGCGAGCAGAUCAGAACAACGACGGCAAGAUGAGCUACGAUGAGGUCAAACGGCUGCUGCUGAUGAUCAACAUUGACGUGAGCGAGCAAUAUGCCCGCUGCUUAUUCAAGCGGUGUGACCAAUCUGGCGAUGGCCGCCUGGAUCACACAGAAAUUGAAGAGUUCUGCAGGGAGCUGCUGCGACGGCCUGAGCUAGAUGCCGUGUUUAGACACUAUUCAAGUAAAGGUAGCGUGCUCUCCACUGCUGAGCUGCGUGAUUUCCUGGGAGAUCAAGGGGAGGACGCGUCGCUGGAUCAUGCUCGAAGUCUUAUACUCACCUAUGAGCUCAAUGACCGGGCUCAGAAGAACCUGCUCAUGACACAAAAUGGUUUCACCAUGUACAUGCUGUCUCUGGAGAAUGAUGUCUUCAACCCUAACCAUGCCAGAGUUUACCAGGACAUGACCCACCCCCUGGCCCAUUACUUCAUCUCCUCGUCACACAACACUUACCUUACCAAGGACCAAGUCACCGGUGCGAGCAGCACUGAGCCGUACAUGAGGGCUCUAAUUCAGGGCUGCCGCUGUGUGGAGCUAGACUGCUGGGAUGGAGAUAAAGGUGAACCCGUCAUCUACCACGGGCACACACUCACCUCCAAAGUGCCCUUUAAGGAAGUCAUUGAAACCAUCGGUCAGUAUGCCUUCAAGACGUCCCCAUACCCUCUAAUCCUGUCCUUGGAGAAUCACUGUUCUGUGGAGCAGCAGGCUGUCAUGGACAAACACCUCCGUAGUAUCCUGGGCAAAAAACUGCUCACAGAGCCUCUCAGUGACCAGGCACUGAGAGACCUGCCUUCUCCCGAAGAGCUUAAGGGGCGCAUUUUGGUAAAAGGAAAGAAACACACUCCUCACCUGGGUGAGCUGGUGAAGAACAGCAGCUGCACCAGCUUCUCUUCGAGCUCUGAAGAUGAACUAGCCAGCAGCAUUAAGAGCACACCCAUGAAGGAUCCUGCAAAGGUCCGUUCGAAACUGUGCCCCGAGCUAUCCGACCUGGUGGUUUACUGCAAGAGUGUCCCCUUCCGUGGGUUUGGAAAUGUGUCUGAAAAACCGCCAAAUGAAAUGUCUUCUUUCUCUGAAAACGAUGCCCUCAAGCACAUCAAAGAGUCUGGGAAGCUUUUUGUAAGACACAACAGCAGGCAGCUGAGCCGGAUCUACCCUUGUGGCCAGCGCCUUCAAUCAUCCAACUAUGAUCCUCAGGAAAUGUGGAACUGUGGAUGCCAGCUGGUGGCUCUAAACUUCCAGACGGCUGGGGAGCAAAUGGACCUGAACCAGGGCCGCUUCCUCGCAAAUGGUCACUGUGGAUACGUCCUCAAACCCAGCUUCCUGUGCAGCCCCACAUCCAACUUUAACCCAGAAAACACGGGAGGAGGCCCCGGUCAUACCCCGACUCAGCUGACUAUACGAAUAAUAUCUGCACAACAGCUGCCAAAAAUCAACACAGAGAAGGCGAGCUCCAUUGUGGACCCACUAGUGUGGGUGGAAAUUCAUGGGGUGGCUAUUGAUAAAGCAAAACAAAAAACCCACCGCAUUGACAACAAUGGUUUCAACCCUCGCUGGGACUGUACUCUGAGCUUCCAGCUGCAGGUCCCUGAGCUGGCCCUGGUGCGGUUUGUAGUGGAGGACCACGAUCAUGCUGCCAAAAAUGACUUUGUGGGGCAGUUCACUUUACCUUUUACAAGCUUUCGCAUAGGUUAUCGACAUAUUCACUUACUGAAGGCAGAUGGUUCUAGCCUUUCUCCUGCUACACUCUUUAUCCAUGUCAAAGUGACUCGCAGAGGUGUUCCUGUCAAAACUAUGGCUGAGCGUAUUGCCGCUGCCAAAGGCAAAGCGUGACACACAUCUGAACAAGACAAUCAGAUAUCUGGACAAUGAAGGACCUUGGAAGGAGGAGCUCCGAGUGUAAACAGACAGAGACAGAAUGCUGCCGUUGUCUUACAGUUCAGACCCCAAGUGGUCCAGUUUGCACAAAACCACUUCCCAGUGCUUGAAGAAAGGUGUCUGUCAGAGAUGGACACAUGCCCUCUGGUGACUGUAAUUCAUAACAAAAAAAUGUAGAAAAAGGGACUGUUAGAGAGAAUGAAGAUCAUUUAUUUUAUGUCAUCAUUUUAUUUUUUAACAUGUUUUUUUAACUUGAAGAAUAAUGAUCGCUUAAGUAAAAUAGCACUUCUUAAAUUGAUGCUAUAACAGAAUUGCAAUGAGAUGUAAACCAAGUGUAACUAACUGUGUUUGACAAUAUACAUAAACAUCAGUGUUUUAGAUGUUAUUAUUGGCACCAUUAACUGUGCUGUAAUACAGAUUUAAUUUUGUGUUAGUGAGUGCCCCAGGGCGCCAUGGCCCAUGCUGCCCAGGUACAAGUACUUGAUACUCCAGAUAUCUGGGCACUUUUUUAAAUUCUGUCUGGAAGACAAAUUCUAACAUAUUCUUACAUCUUCCAGCAGAACAUGACAGACUUAACUUGCAAAGAUAAGCUUUUUUCUUAAAUGUGUUGUAUUUUAUCUUAGCAUCAUUUCACAUAUGUUCAAAUGUGCUUGUUUAAAAUCAUAUUUGACUUUUAACGAUACAGUAUUUCCAUAUAAGCUUCUUUCAUUUUGUCAACUUUUGUCUUCGUAUUCAGAUCUAGAAAAAAAUGCUGUUAAAAACUAAUUGCAUCAAUCUAAUACAACCACUAAUUACUCCAGGAUACAGUGAAUCUUUUAAUACUCUUAUAAGGAGGUUCACUGAUAAUAAAAUGGUCCAGCGAUGAAAAGUAAUUACUGUAAUUACAGUUUUAAUGGUCACGCUGGUUUUUGAGAAGAAUGUAAUAUGUAUUUAAUAGUGGGUGAAGUAAAACUUUGCUCUCUUAAUGUUUAAUAUAGAAGCUGUGGGAUGCGUUUGAGUGGUUAUGUUUGCAAGAAAAAUGUUUUUAUAAAGCACUUCUAACAAUUUUUUUCACAUGCUGUCAAAAGAUACAAGUGUCUGUUUUAGUUUCAAAAGUCCACAGUGUUGUGUGUGGACACCUGACACUUUAAUAAAUGCAUAACCAGAAGGUUCUAAUCUGUGAA